Symbiodinium necroappetens is the source of this 567-nucleotide messenger RNA. The record is from the annotation of a GenBank genome assembly. NCBI's taxonomy places the organism in Eukaryota, Dinophyceae, Suessiales, Symbiodiniaceae.
AUGGCUUGGCUGCCUCCUGAGUGGACCUGGGAGCAGGAGAUGCCAUGUAACGGCCAAUUCAUGGCGGUGACAGGUGCCAAUGAGAGGCGUCUGCAAAAGAACGCAGGCUUUAUGUACAUGCGCGGCUUGAACUUUAGCCGAUACCAGCGGUUCAUCUCAACUAUACACGAUGCGAGCGCCGACGUCUGGAUCUUCACGGCAGCAACAACUCGCGAGAAGCUGAUGGUCAGGAGGGUCGGGGGUGCCCUCUUGUGGUGCAUCCACGCGGACCACGUGCCGGAGGAAGGCUUGGUCAGGUUCACGGCUGUAUCCUGUCUGUCGACUCGCACGAUGGCGACGACGGACUUUGCGGACCGGGAGAACAUCUCAAUCGCAGACCUCCAAGCCGCGUUCAAGGAGAAGGCUGUGGCCAAAGACAUCAUCUCCCGACAACAGACGGUGACCUUGGUGAGCUCGGUGACGGGCGGAGUUCUCAGCGAGAUCCUCAUGUUCGUUUGGGGAGAAAGAACGCAUGGCUCCCUGAAGCCGCGCAAGCGAGUUUUCAAGAAAACGUCUGCAAGCCAGAUU